Molecule: messenger RNA, 648 nt
Organism: Dicrocoelium dendriticum
Lineage: Eukaryota; Metazoa; Platyhelminthes; Trematoda; Plagiorchiida; Dicrocoeliidae
Source: the annotation of a GenBank genome assembly
CGACAGUGCGAGUCACAGACCAAUUGAGUGAUCUGAACAACUUGUAGAACUUGAUCGCAUAAUAUUGUUAAUUGUACGUCUUUUGUACAAAGAUUUCCGUAUGGGUUUAUUGACGUCCUUAGCAGUUUGAAAAUAUUAGAGAGAUUAGGAAACUAGGAAUAACAACAAAUGUAAAUCUAAGCAACAUUUCAAGUAAAGUAAUAUGUCCAUCCAUGGAACUGCCCCCCAGGGGACCUACUUUUAUGCAGGGUAUUCUCUCGAUGGGUUUCGCCCGCAUUUCCAUGCUCCAACUGGCUCUGCGCCGAUGUGGCAAAAUAGUGAAUAGGCCAUCGGCUGGGCCACAAAUGUACGAAGUGAGAUGUCAAAAUGGUUUGUCUAUACGUCAUGCGGACCACAUCCAGCACCGUUGUACAACCGAACAAAUUAAGAGCGGAGGCACCACCGAGCUCCCUUUUCACGUUCUUGUGGAUAUAUUUGCUUUUCCUAGGCCGAUAGAAAACAACAGCAAACGCAGCAUGUUGAUGCUGUCACAUAAGUGGAAAAUGAACAGUCAUUCUACAAGGACACGUCCCCCAAUUCAGCGACAGCAUCAUUCCAAGUAAAAGAUCUUAUGUGUAGUUCUUUUAAAAACCUUGCAAGGUGUUAAAG